AUGGAAUGGAUGUUGACAGUGUCCGGAACGCCUUCCGCGACUUUAAGAUGCUCGCUUGCACUCCCGACCACCGACCUGCCAGGUCGGAUGCGGUCAUGCUUGAUGGUUGACGAAGAGGUCCUCGCAAAGUCAGCCAAGGCACUGGGCAAACACAAGAUCAAGGGCAGAACCCCGGACCCGGCCCAGGUUUGGGUAAAGGUGGUUGAGGACAAUUUCCCGGACGGUCGUUUUCGGGAGCAGCCUUUCGUCACAAGUGCGCCUGGCGCCGAAGAUACUUUUGCGCACUAUAGGGGCUCGACUAUGAUUGCGGUUUCGGCUCUAGUCGAGGUAUUUGAUGGUCUCCGUCAGGGUAAAUAUUUGGCGGAAUAUCACCGCAGAGGGCAGGUCUAUAUCGGGGAGGGGAACUGGCGUGACUUAUAG
Messenger RNA from Penicillium chermesinum, 420 nucleotides. RefSeq lists its product as uncharacterized. The record is from RefSeq and is a predicted model, not a curated record. The transcript has a single exon. Bases 1 to 420 code for a protein of 139 amino acids. NCBI's taxonomy places the organism in Eukaryota, Fungi, Ascomycota, Eurotiomycetes, Eurotiales, Aspergillaceae.